UUUUGAGUCUCAAAAAUAGUGCAUCUUACAAUACAUUGUCUUAAAUAUCCAUUUUCAAGAUUUUCAUAUGUUUAAAGACCUACUUCAUUUGAACCAGUUUUGGAGUUUAAAAUUUUUAUAAUUAGAGAUAAAAAUAGAUAUUCAAGCCAUCUCGAAAGAAAUUUACAUGAAAAUUACUCAUUAUAAUAAAAGGGAAAGGAUUUUAUGCUUCCUCUACAGCAUAAAAGAUAUAUUCUUCCCAUUUCAUUCAACCUUCCAAUUUAGAUCAAUUGAGUUACUACCUAUUUAAUCUAGAUCCGAUGCCUCAAGGUAUUUUAUUUUUAUACUAACUAUAUGAAUAUGAAAUUUAAUACUUGUCUUAACCUCAAUAUGGUACACUUAAAUAAAUUAUUAAAAAAUAUUUUUUAUAAAAUAAAAUGAUCAAAAUACUCUUGAAACUUUCAGAGGCAUUUUAGUUAUUUUUUUUUAUAGGUGCUAGUUAAAGAGAGGAUUGAACACCUAAAUUUUGGUGUAAAAAUAUUUUGUAUAAAAAAAUAAAAAUAAAAUAAUAUUAAAGGUGACAUUGUGAUUGGGUCAUCUAAGCCAUCCAGUUAGAAUGGAUGGUUAAACAAGGGGAAGUAUAAAAGUUUUAUAGUGUAGGGGGAAUGUUUAAAAUGGAUGGUUAAACAAGGGGAAGUAUAAAAGUUUUAUAGUGUAGGGGGAAUGUUUAAAGAUGCAAACUACACCCAUAAAAAUAUUUUUUAUUUUUGGUACUUCACUGCGAAUAUCAGGGAAAAAAAGGAAGAAAAUGCUGGACCAAGAUAGAGAGCUUAUCGGUGAUCUCUUGGAGUUUUUUUAUUCCCAUCCCAUCCAAUCCCAAUGUUGAGAAAAAAUAAAAGUUUUUGGUCCGGUCCCAUCCCCAUUUACAUUGCAACCCAAGAAACAGACAAAUACCAUAGUUGAAGAAGAAACAAGUGGCUCCACCCACCAUUUCUCGUUUCUUUUCUAUUGUAUUUCCAUUAAUUUAUUGUUUAAAGCAGAGUAGAGUAGUUUCAAUGAUGAAGCUCUUAGAGAGAGAGGAAGAAAGGGGUGGGAAUGGACAGGCUGGUGAGCGUGGACGUCGAGGAAUUGGAGCUGAGAUUCCAAAAGGGCCACCGCUGCUCCGCCAGAUUCGGUGUCCGCAACCUCAUGCACACCAUGUCUGUUGCCAUCUACAUCUCCAUCACCCCCGCGGCCUCUGCCUCCGCCUUCUCCCUCAAGCCAAGUACUGUAGCCGUGAUUCCCCCUCUCUCGUCUGCCCCUCUCCAAAUCUCCAUCGUCGAUCCUCUCGAUCGACUGUCCCUCUCUUCCCCACAAUCCAAGCUCUUGGUUCGGAGCUGCAUGCUCCCCACGGGAAGGGCAAAUGAGCAGGAGCUCCACCAACUAUUCUCCUUCCCGGCUUCGUCCUACAUCUUUAAGGAUGCCAUUAUCCCCAUCUCUUUCACAGGCCACGAUGUCCUUGCCUCUCUGCUCAAUAAUUCUCAUUGUUAUCAUCUAAACCCUGUCUUGAUCGCCCGUGCAAUCUCUGCCUGCACUCCUGCAGAGACUGCUUCCCUCUUGGAGAAAGCGGUCUCAUCAGGUCACUCGGACGUCGUCCGCUCCCUCCUUCAGUGUUCUGGUGGUAAUGAUAGCCUCAAACUCGACCCCUCAACCUCUGCCAGUCUCCUGCACACCGCUGCCUCGUUUGGUCAGGUCGGCAUCCUCUCUGCCCUCCUUCAGGCGUCAAUGGGUGCUUCUGCCGAAUCCCUUCUCAACUCCCCAGACUCCUACGGCCGGACCCCUGUCCAUGCCUGCGCGCUUGCAGGCCAUCUGGAUGCCCUCAGAUUCUGCAUCUCCUCCGGUGGAGAUGCGAUGUGCGCCGAUUCCAGUGGCUGGACUCCUCUGCACUGCUCAGCCUCCGAGGGACAUCUCCCCCUUGUCGAAUUCCUCCUCUCUGAUGCAGUAUCAAGUACCAAGUAUGCCCUCACAUGUGAUGGCAGAACACCCUUCAUGCUAGCCCGCGACGCAGGUCACCGCCAUCUUCUGGAUGCCCUCCAUUUGGGCGAUGCAUUGCAAAAGGCCGCAGCCCAAGGGGACGUGCAAGGCAUUGAGAAAUGCCUCUCACAGGGGGCUACGGUCGAUGGGAGAGACCAGCAUGGCUGGACCCCCUUGCACAGGGCCGCCUUCAAGGGAUGCCUCGAUAGUGUCAGGCUGCUGCUUGACCAUGGGGCUCGUGUAGACUCGGUGGACGAUUGCGGGUAUACGCCACUGCACUGCGCUGCUGAGGCGGGGCAUGCCUUGAUUGCACACCAUCUGAUCAAACAUGGAGCUCCUGUCAAUGCAAAAAGCGUAAACGGAGUAAGGCCUCUUCAUCUGGCGUCUUGCUUGAAACGACUGGGCAUGGCCUCCUUGUUGCAAGAGAGGAACCAGGCGACCUGAAACUACCAGUUCCAUAAUUUCUUCCCCCCAAAGUGUAUGCAUUUACAUCGUGGGGUAAGGAGAAGGGGAAAUCUUACCAUGGCUGCAAAAUGUGGAGGACAAUUACUGGGCCUUUCGAUCUUUCUCUGCAUACCAUACGGCCCUAUUGGACAAUAAUUGAUAGGCUGCGUGGUGGUCAAAUCAAUUGUGGCCCCUUGAGGGGUAUGCAUGGUUUUCUUUUGCUGCAGAGAGAUAUAUGCUGGUUCCUGCUAAUCCAGUCAUCUCCACAUCCAUUUAUGCAUAUUAUUCUCAAUUCUGUAAUAUGCCAUGGCAGUUUCAUAACAGAGUUGGUAGCUUAAAAGCUACCAAAACUUGUAAAUACCAAACUUGUAACAGGGUCUAUGUGGCAGUUCCGUAAUCAGAAUUGAAAACCCUUCACUAAUUUGAUGCAGUAAUUUCCUUUUCUUCC
Messenger RNA from Amborella trichopoda, 2884 nucleotides. Its product is annotated as protein VAPYRIN-LIKE. NCBI's taxonomy places the organism in Eukaryota, Viridiplantae, Streptophyta, Magnoliopsida, Amborellales, Amborellaceae. Gene Ontology annotation, molecular function: protein binding. The record is from RefSeq and is a predicted model, not a curated record.